ACAAAAAAACCACAUUACUCUAAUUUGCAUUUUCACAACAGCAAAAACCAACAAAAGUCUAAUCUAAACCUCCCCUCCCCCCAAAAAAACCAGAGGAUAAUCUUACAACUUGGAUACUUAAUGUCUGUAAUUACAAGAUAAACUCAAUCAACAUUCAUCAUUAUCAUCAACCUGGCAUUGAAACUCCUCUCUCUUCUGGUCAUUGUGGAAAGCAGAUUUCCAAAGUGAGAGGAGUAACACAUUGCACUGAUUGGAUGAAGAAGGGUGACAGACUAAACACUUAUUCACCAGAAAACUGAUAGUUGAUCUGAUAAACCAGAGCUAGACGACAUUGGGGGCAAGACAUUGAUACUGGCAGGUAUGAGUGACAUCAAGAGUAACCUUCUCUAGUUGAGUCUAAGUAUUUAUCAUGGGAAAUUCUGUCUUGCAAUCAGAAAGGGACAAUGCAGAGAGCUUCAGAUGCGACAGUCUCAUAUAUGGAGUCUCAAUCCAAUCAAUGAUAAGUUGAGGGUUGUCACGCCACUUGCUGGUAAAGAAUGACUACUUAUCAACUGAUUGCUGGACUCUAUUCACUCACAUGGCCAUGUGCAGUUGUUUUUGGCAUCCUAGAGUGGAGUCAAAGUGAGAAUGGGCAGGAUGAAGGGCUGGGCAUUAUAAGCACUCCAACAGGUACAUCAACCUGCUGGCUCCUCUACCAAGUAACACAGAGUGGAAGAAAGCUGUUUGCUGCCAAGUACAGCAUGUAUCAAGUAUCAAUCAUCACCAUCUUCAUCUCCCUCAUCUCUGUAACCAACCAACUCAGUUAAGCUGUCAGGUCAAUUGGUCACUUAUUUAGAUUUGUGUGGCAUCUAAUUUGCAUACCGGUCUGAUUCUUAGUGAAUGACAUUCCUGGAGCUAGGCCAUGCCUUUUAAUUAUGUAAUGGCAUACUUGAGCCCAAGAGGGUGUGUUGCCUUAUAAUACCAACUCACGGUUGUGGGGUUCAUUCCUGCACCAACCACCAUGGCAUGAAGACCUUUUUUAAGUCAUUUCGUUUUUGUUCCUGAAUGUUCCGUGUCGUUGGGGGUUAUAGUUAUGCCCCAUGGGUCGUCUUGUCGUCUGUUGCAACUCGUCUCUGGAUUUUCUGGCUUUUCUUUAUGAUGCUUUGCCAACCUCUGACUAGUUCCAUGCUCGAAACUUGAUCCGGGAUCGACGUUGAGUCGUCACACAGAACACCUGAAGGUAUGGGUUGGAAAGUUUAAUUGCUAAUAUUUUCAUUGUAUAAAUUGUGAUUGUGAGGUGUUCAUGAGUUGUUUUUUCAAUGUGCAACUUUUAGUAUGAAUUUGCUAGGUCACUCUAUACUUGACAUUUCAUAGUUAUUUGAAACAUUCCCAUUUUUUCCUGAAAAAUCUGGGUCUAUUUUAUUUGACAGGUGUUCUUCUUGCCCCAUAUUUUUGGUAGCUUUGUAUUUCUGACCAACAAUUCAUAAAUUGACUUUAGAUUAUAGGUUCGUUCUAUUGGAAGCUUUACUCGAAACUAGAGCAAGUUCCAAAACACCUGCCGUGUUAGGAUACAAUUGUGACUCUUGCAAUUUUCUUUAGAAUGAGGUUUGAGACACAUAAACUGAAUUCUGAUGUGAUAAAGAAUUCUUAUUCAUUAAACCUCCGAUUCAAACAAUCCCUUUUGAGUUAGUCUUUGCGAAUGAUUGUUUUGUUUGUGACACAACCGUGUUUAGCAGUACUACCACGGGAUACUCCUACUCCCUCCUGCUUGCACUCCUUCCUUACAUCUCCAUCCAUCCAUCUAAUGGAUUAUUUCCCAAAUUCCCCUUCACACCAGGUUGCUCAGAUCACCUGUUCCUCCAGUCCGUCCCCACCAAAUUCAGUUGAGGCCAUUCAGAUCCAACAAGCACCCUUACAGGAAUCACAUGAUCAAAACGGUCAAAUUUGAAACUGAACAAGUUACGGUGAACAGGUCCACUAGGAAUACUCAUUCUAUCUGCAAAACUUGUAAUUACAGUUCAGAGGCAUGAGUAACAACAUGCAACAUUAAGAUUUUAUGCAUUUACUUCCUUAGUAUCUUUCAUUUUUAAAUCUUUCAGUUUACAGAUUCUGUAAAGGGAAAGAAAACAAAUUUCUUAAAUGUGCAUGUGGGUUGAUAGUCUGCAAAAGUAGCCGAAAGGAUAGCUAUCUAAGUGCACACCCGUUCUGUUUAUAAUGGGGGGGAAGCUCAGUAUAAUGAUUAAACUUCAAUACCACAACUGCCCCAGCUGCUUCUGUCAACAGUGAAGGAUCUCCUUGACUUCUUUUAUCUCAAGGUAACAUCUUUUUUUUUUUACCUUAUCAGUAAUACUGGUGUUUGAGCGGUCAGAUACCCUAUAACAAGGUAUAAUAAUUCACAGACCCAGGCAAACAGUACGAUUAGCAAUUCAUAAAUUAUGGUCUAGCGAUCCGGUGUAGCGAUCAAAUAUCAUGUGAAGUGUGGCCGUACGAUAACAACUCCUCAGGCGAGGAAGAGAUCACCUUUAUUUCCCGGUCAGAAAAAGCCCUAUCGGUACCUGUCCUUAUCCAAACAAGGUGGAAAUCAAGCUAGGAAUUCAGAGAGAAGCAAAUUCUAUCACCGUCAUGAAACACGGUGACUUGUGAGUGGUAAAAUAUGAAAUUCCAAAGGACCUCAGUGCCAAGAAAUACAAUUGCUGUCUCCUCGUGAAAAACAAGUUGAUUGCAAACCUGUCAUGACUCACAUCAACCAUCAGUGGCUUCAGUGCUCUGAAUUACCACUCCCAAUCCAACUAAAUUGGCUCCUUAUCAAAAGCGAGAAUCAAUCAAUAUAUUUGCAUAUUGAUCCAGUAGCAUGUAUUAGGAUUAAAUAUUGAUGCUGUACUUAGGGCUAAUGGAUGAUUUAGAGAUGUACCUCACUGGCCAUGUAAAUACUUGGUCUCGUUUCCUCAUGGCAUUCUGAGCAACAAAUAAAGGACAAAAACAUAGGAAAAGACGCAUUUUAAAAAAUGCUACUUUUGUUUUAACGGUCAAUUGGGAAUUAUUUUUAAAUGCUGAAGGUACUAACGCAUACGGUAUCACACGGCAUCAAAGAAGGAUUUUGGAAAUUUCAAACGAAUCUUUUGAGAGAAACAAAAUUACGGGUGACAAACUAGUAUCUGUAUAAUUGAUUUUUGUUUGGUUUUGCUUGCCACCCACCAAGUCCCCCACGAAGCAAAGAGAAAAACUCCACAUGAGAAGUGACAGCAGAAACAAACUGCAACUCUGAAUGGAAUGUGUGCAUUCACAAGUACUUGAGAGUGCAGAGAGGUCUAUAGGAACGGCAGGUGAAAUUCUCAGAGGACCAUCUUCACUGAGACAAACACACUAAAAUCACAUCAGCGUGGUGUGCAAAUGACGGUAUACUGAUCCUUGCAUUAUCAGGAGAAUUACGACUGUAUUACAUCCUGAGACUCCGAGCAUCGGCCAUCCAUUUUUGUCUCAAGUACCAUACUGAGGUGACAUUUUUGCUUGUACAAGAGGGAUGAACCACAAGUGUUGCCUUUUAACAACCACAUCAUCAUGCUUGAGCACUUCAAGAGGACUACAUAUGGAAUAAAUAGCAGCGAAUAUUGUUUAAGUCGUCACCAGAGAAUUGGAAAAGUUUUUUUUAUCAAGUUAAAAACCUGACAUUAAACGGAUAAAAUCCAAAACUUCUCCCUUUUAGACUCCAAGGUUCACUUAUUUUCUCAACGAGAUAAACAGAAACAAUGAGGGUAAGCAUGAAGCGGUGCACACUGAUUGUAAUCGGAGUGCUUAAUGGUGUCAUCAUAUUUUUCAACUAUCGUGCCAUGAGUGAAGAAUCUCGACAGAGGUCAACAGAUUUCAUCCGCAGCAAGUUUGACUUUGUGAAGAAAUAUGUGCAUCCCCAGGACCGAGACAACAAUAAUUAUGCCAAGGAUGAGCAGAAACGCAAACAGCCACUGGUAUGGAAUGAUAUUCAAGGCAUCCACAAGGCAUUACCAGCUUAUGGGAAGAUGAGGAGAGUCCUGUCCAACCUCCACGAUUACAAGCGCUAUUUCUAUCGCGAGUCGGUGUACUUUAACAUUAAUGGUGAAAUGCUGCAGUAUAAGUCGGUUCCACAUGUUGGUGACAGUUACCACCUGAGGGCAUUAUUUGCUGACGUACUGCAGACAAAUCGAAGCCUAAGAAUUGGGGUGAUUGGGGGUGCUCUGUCUUAUCAUAACGUCUGUCUGCAGAAGUCUUGUCUUUACAUCGACAUUGUUGCAAACUGGUUGAUGAAGAUACUUGACACCGAGGUCACAGUUCACAAUGCCGCCAUAGGUACAACAAACAGUGACUAUUUUGCCUGGUGUCUCCAACCUCAUUUAGACGUAGAGAACAUGGAUAUCAUCAUAUGGGAACUAGCUACUGAGGAUUACGUCAACCGUGAUGUAUACUUCAAGCACGGACUAACAAAUGCCGCUUGGCCACAGGAAGAAAUUACUCGUAGAAUCCUAGCUCUCCCAAACAAACCAUACCUCAUGUAUUUCAAUUUCUUGUCGACAGCCAACAUUCGGCAACGAGAGUGUGUCAAUUCUGAGUAUUUCGCCGGUCGUCAUCUGGCUAAGCAUUACAAUGUGACUUCCAUUAGCUGGUGCAACGCAAUUUGUACCAAACUCUGGAAACCCGGCUUCACCCCAGAUGACCUGAUCUUUGCUGAUAACCUGUUGAGUAAAAGGGCCCACCACCAGGGGGCGCUGUUCAUCAUUCACUAUUUCCGCAACAUCCUGGAGGAGGUGACAGAGAACUUUCUAAAUCAGACACAAUAUAACAAAAGAUACAUCAAGCAUCUCAUUGCACUGCAUGAUGACUUUGUUCAGAACACCUACGGAUUGGGUUCUCAACCUAUCAAGACUAUCAAGUCCAAAACUCAUUCUAACAACAUCACAGCUAAGUUUUCUCACGUGCAACUAAAGGACCCUCAAUGCUGGCCGAUAUCUAAGCCUCAAUUUGAAAGUAAUCACAGUCUGGAAAUCACAAUGAAUGAAGGUUGGGAGAUUGGCUACUCAUACAAUGACAACUGGUACUUGAGCACUGAACCCAACCAACGCAUCACCUUCAAAAUAAGCAUUCCUCCAAAUUGGAAGAAUCUCAACGCAACAAUUGCCAUCGCCCUUGUUACUUGUAAUUACUGUGGACAAGCCCUGGUCUGGCUAAAUGACCUAUUUGGAGGUGCCAAACUUGUCAGUGGAAAUGACAAGAUACAUCAGUUUGCUGUGCGUGAGAUUUUCACCAAUGUUCCCCCUGCUAGCUACUCAGUGACCAUUAAGAGCAUGGAAGAACGACCAGUCAAGAUUGGUGCUGUCAUGACAUCUUACGAAGAGCCCAGAAACAGGACCCUGCUGAUCAAAAGAAACAGUGAACAGUUUGGAGGGCCAAGAAUGUGGAAUAAACUCAAAGGACCAGCACUGUAAUUUAUGUGGAGUUUAGGACAAAAGAAUUGUCUUGACCAUUUAGCGUCCUAAAAUGACGUUGAGCGUCAUUUCCUAAAUCAAGAUUUUACAGAGUUCUAAAUACCUAAAUCAGAAACAAUACAAACGAGGUACAACACCUGAAAUGUAGAAAAAAUUUUUGUCUCACAGAUAAGAUACUCCAAAUAAAACUCUGACAAAAGAAGCGUCAAAGAUACACAAAAUGAAACUAUAAAUAAGAAACUGACCAAAAAUAUUCAAUUUGAAUAAAAUAUUAGGGAAUUGAUUGCAAAGAUAUCAAACUUGCCAACAAUUCAUUAAAACUAUCUUUCUUAAAUUUUACCUUUGUUCUGUCCCAUCAAGCAUUGUCAAACGUCUCUUUCUCAUCUAUGUACCAGUACUUUGUACAGUAAUCAUGCUUCCCACCAUGAGAAGGACAUUCAUGCAGACUUCUUGCCGUCUGCUGUCAAUUUGUGUUAAAGCUUGACAAAUUCAAACGGACAAGAUGUGCUGAAUAUGUUGGAAACUGAGACUGUGCCAUGCUUCUUGUCAUUUAUGUGAAUUCUUCAACUGAAAGUAAUUUGUCAGAUACUAAUGUGAUAGAGGCGUCUACUAGGAGAGAAAGUAGUUGUGAUGGCGCCUGAAUCUGGUAUUUUUAUCUUUGGCUUCUGAUUUUUUUUGUACCUUUGAUAAAAGUGAAAAUCUGGAACAAGAGAAAAAAAACCGCACUGAAUUUGAACACAGCGUGACCCAGAUACAUGGCCUGCUGUAGGUUCUUAUGGUAAUAAGUGGGUCAUAAUGAUAUCCAUGGAUGACACUCCAUCCUACAUACAUGUAGGCCUACACAACCAACACCCGCCUUAGCACUGAAAAGAAAACCUCAACUCCCAAAAAUUAUAAGGCAACCCAAACCUAGGGGGACAGUUAUGGUGUUUUAUACUUGUUUUUACAUGUGUAUGCUUAAACAUAUUAUCUUUACACAUAUAUAUAACUUGGAACAGUCCAGUCCAAACCAUGGUCGUAAUCAGUUAGGUCAAGCCAGAUGUUGGAUAAGACCUCUAUAAUGUGAAUGUUUCAAACUCAGAUGAGUUACUGAUCUGGCCUAACCACUUCCUGCCGGGCCCA
Acanthaster planci (crown-of-thorns starfish) is the source of this 6554-nucleotide messenger RNA. RefSeq lists its product as uncharacterized. Lineage: Eukaryota; Metazoa; Echinodermata; Asteroidea; Valvatida; Acanthasteridae. The record is from RefSeq and is a predicted model, not a curated record.